This is a messenger RNA of Coniosporium apollinis CBS 100218, 1011 nucleotides long. RefSeq lists its product as uncharacterized. The record is from RefSeq and is a predicted model, not a curated record. The transcript has a single exon. The coding region runs from base 1 to 1011 and encodes 336 amino acids. NCBI's taxonomy places the organism in Eukaryota, Fungi, Ascomycota, Dothideomycetes.
AUGUCGAUACAUUUCCACACGCUCGAGAAGUCCUCAAUCAUCGCCGCAGCGUCAAAGGCAGCAAGAGAAGUAGACCGGGACACUGCCAUAAAGCACAUCAAGCUGGAGUACCAGAAAUACUGCCAUCGCCACAAUGAGGCUAGUUUCCCAACCACCGCCAUUAUCAUAGGGGCCCUUGGGAUCACCGCCGGCUCCAGCACCUGUCUGCGACACUGCCGCACAAGUACUCAGCCGGUCAGAAUGGCAUGUGGUCAUAGAGUUUGUAAGAAGUGCAUCGACCAAUGGGUUGGAGAAGGAGGCGCGUGCCAGCACGAGGAGAGUUGCCCGAUGUGCCGAUCGUGGCUCGUCAAGAGCUGCAGGCGCCGCGAACCCCUUCAAUACGACGACUUCGAGGAUAUGGCGCUCGUGCACCUUGUUGGCACGGUCUCAUGUCCGUCAAACAGAAUCAUCCGCUACAACCGUAUCAUCAGUCUGAAUCCCUUCUGGUUUGGCGCAACAUACUUGGCCUGGGUGACAAAAAUGAAUGCCAGUGGAUAUCAAUCGUACCCCGGAUGGACCUUCUGGUUUGACAGGACCAGUGAAGAAAGGAGUCAUUUUGGCGAGCUGUUCCUCUACGCUAAAGGGUUGCUAAAAGCAGGGGAAGAUGUCGACAAAUUCGCAAAUGCAAAACACCUCCACGAAAGGCUAUACAAAAGGAUCCUGAAGAAAGCCGAAACGAACAAGAGAAUGACCAGUCUAACUGCUGCCUUCGGCUUCAAGCCGUUCCUUAAUACUAUUCUCCGAGAGAUUCUCACCAUCAUGCACCAGAAGACUUCCCAAGCUACCCAUGAAGUCCCUCCUAGUGAUAUGCUUCACACGCCGACGAACACAACCCACGAUACACUUCGCACACGGAUGGAUACAACCGAUGGUAGGCCUCAUACGCAAAUGAAUACGGCUUUCAAUAUGCUCCACACACGACCAGAUACAGCGUACGAUCUGCUUCCCCCACGGAUGAAUACGGCGGCCUAA